CAUAAUACAAGAUAUUAAAAACUUAACACUACAUAACACCUGUCAACUCACUCCUUUGACGUCUCUUUGGGGGUGACGCCGUGACGCCUCCCUCGCCAUCCCCGCACGCCUCCAACUCGACCCGACCUACCCACCAAAUGGCCGGCUUCAACCAGAAAAAACCCUCGACACCUGCCCGGUCGUUUUCCAAGUCCAAACCGCAGAGCGCUACCAAGCGCAACGCCAGUCUUCUCAAUUUCUUCCAGAAGGCGGACGGCCCGCCCCAAGCUACCUCCCGACAGUCCCGGAUCACGCAGUUCGCGACACCGAGCGAGGGGUCCAACGGCAGUCGCGGGAAGAGUGCAAGCAGCUCACCUGGUCUGCGCAGAUCUGUGACCUCGGUGUCAGGCGCUGGCACGGGCGCUGGUGGGCUUUUCCUUGAGGAUCGGAAUGGGAAGCCUGCGGCGCGGGUAGAACGAGCGCGGUCCCGGUCGCGGACACCUGAUGAUAUCUGGGGCGAGGGCCUCGACGUGAAGGAGGAUGAUCCGCAGAAUGAGGAAGCGUCGUCCUCGGUAAAACGACGUAGGGUGGACGUGACGGAGGAGUCCGAGGGCACCAAUGAGAAGAAAAAAGGCGAUUCACCUCGUCCUGUGUCGGCUAAGAGUCGACCGACUAGCGGGCCGUUCAUCGACGAGUCGGAUAGCGAGGAUGAUUUAGACGCCUUCAGAGAUCUCGGUGACGACUCUUUACCCGCUACGGACCUGAAGGAUACGCCGUCUUGCGCCGACGAGCCUGUGACUACUAUCGACGCAACGGAUUCGGAGCGACCCCCCGUGCCACCACUGGUAAGAGAAGCCACGAGCCAUGCCGCAGAUGAUGAAGAUACGAAUUUUGACGAACUAGAAGAGGAUGAAUUAGGAGUGGACCCAUUGCAAUUUCAAGGAGAAGAAUUUUUAGAACCCCUAGAUGACGACAUUAAAGAGGCCGUGGUGGAAUCCGAUGGGCUGGAGGACGGGUGUCUGGUUGGAGAGGGUAGUCUGGGGGAUAACGAAACGGUGUGUCCGGUUUGCCAGACCCGGCUGAUCGCGCUGAAUGAAAGUGAUAUAUCGGUACAUGUCAACGAUUGUCUAGAUGGGAAGCCGAGCAUCAUCCCGAAAAACACCCCAACACCCGCAAAAAGGUCCUCGCCGGUGGAGCGUGCCGCCAUCGCGAAACCACCCCAACCCGAUCCCUACAACUCUGGUGAACCUGCCGCUGGAACGGCAUUCUCCAAGUUAAUGGCCGGGAAUGCGGAGGACACGGCGUGGUCCUCGGCAGCCGCUAACGAGGUGGCAUCACGAGGCAAACAAGCCUACCAACGGACUUGUCCGUUCUACAAGAUCAUGCCUGGUUUCUUCAUCUGCGUGGAUGCUUUCCGCUACGGCGCAGUAGAAGGGUGCAGCGCCUACUUCCUGAGCCACUUCCACAGCGACCACUAUAUCGGGUUGACAGCAUCGUGGCGACACGGUCCCAUCUACUGUAGCAAGCCCACAGCCAACCUCGUCCGCCAGCAGUUGAAGGUGAAUCCGAAAUGGAUCGUGGCCCUAGACUUCGAGAAGCGGACUGAGGUUCCAGACACCGGCGGGGUGCAGGCCACCCUAAUCGAGGCGAACCACUGCCCCGGCAGCGCCCUGUUUCUAUUCGAAAAGCCCGUCGGGCCGCAGCGGACGCAACGCAUCCUCCACUGCGGCGACUUCCGCGCCUCCCCAGCGCACGUCCAGCACCCGCUUCUCUGUCCCCACCCCGUCGACCCCACGACAGGCCAGCGCCGCCGCCAACGCAUCGACACUUGCUACCUAGACACCACAUAUCUCAGCCCUAAAUACGCCUUCCCCAGCCAGAGCGACGUGAUCCGCGCCUGCGCCGACCUAUGCGUUAGUCUCAACGACGGAUCAACAAACAGCGUCGUCCCACCCGGAAAGUCCACCAUCAGCUCAACAAUGAUGAACCGAUUCAUCUCAACCGUAACCGGAUCACACCCCACCACACCCGCAGAACCCCCACCCUCCACAACCAACAGCCGCCUUCUAAUCGUAAUCGGCACCUACAGCAUCGGCAAAGAGCGCAUCUGCCUCGGCAUCGCACGCGCCCUACGCUCAAAAAUCUACGCCACACCCGCCAAACAGCGCGUCUGCGCCUGCCUCGAAGACCCCGAGCUCACCUCCCUGCUCACAGACGACCCGACAGCCGCCCAAGUCCACAUGCAAACGCUGUUCGAACUCCGCGCCGACACCCUAGCCGACUACCUCGACUCGCUAAAGCCGCACUUCGCCCGCGUCGUCGGCUUCCGCCCCACGGGCUGGUCUUACCGCCCACCGGCGGGUCGUACCAUCGACAUCAACGCCCCGCCGCCGGUAUCGGCUGUGCUGCACGCCCCGCAGUGGCAGUCGCCGUUUUCGGUCGCGGAUCUGAUGCCCCAGCGGGGGAGUACCCGGGAGAGUGCUUGCUAUGGGGUUCCGUAUAGUGAGCAUAGCUCGUUCAGGGAGCUGACAAUGUUUUGUUGUGCGUUGGAUAUUGGGAGGGUUGUUCCUACUGUUAAUGUGGGGAGUAAGAAGAGUCGGGAGGUUAUGAGGGGGUGGAUUGAGAGGUGGGAGGUGGAGAGGAGAAAGAGUGGGCUUUAUCGGUGGGAGGGUGAUGUGUAG
This is a messenger RNA of Aspergillus candidus, 2660 nucleotides long. RefSeq names its product DNA cross-link repair protein PSO2. Gene Ontology annotation, molecular function: 5'-3' DNA exonuclease activity; damaged DNA binding. Gene Ontology annotation, biological process: double-strand break repair via nonhomologous end joining; protection from non-homologous end joining at telomere; interstrand cross-link repair. The transcript has 2 exons. The record is from RefSeq and is a predicted model, not a curated record. NCBI's taxonomy places the organism in Eukaryota, Fungi, Ascomycota, Eurotiomycetes, Eurotiales, Aspergillaceae. Bases 138 to 2660 code for a protein of 840 amino acids.